Messenger RNA from Drosophila miranda, 814 nucleotides. RefSeq lists its product as uncharacterized. NCBI's taxonomy places the organism in Eukaryota, Metazoa, Arthropoda, Insecta, Diptera, Drosophilidae. The record is from RefSeq and is a predicted model, not a curated record. Bases 1 to 603 code for a protein of 200 amino acids. The transcript is spliced from 3 exons.
AUGCCUCUGAGAGUGUGGCAUGGCUACGAGCCCAAUGACGUCAUCACCACGAUCCCCGUCUCGCUCUCCAUUCAGCGCUUCCCCUCGUCCCUGUCCAUCGUGGACCUGGCCCAGGAGCAGGACGGCUACAGCAACAGUGGCUCCAGCAACGGCAUGACCGUGGGGCCGGGUGCGGGCGGCGGCGGCGGCAUCACCACCACGGCCCUCCUGUCCGUGAAGCCCCUGAACGGCAGCGGCAACGGCAACAUUUCGCGGAACAACAGCUUCAGUCUGAGCUUCAACCUGCAGGACCCCACAGUGCGCUCCUCGGUGCGUUCGGCAGGAGCCCCACAGUGGAUACAGUGGACAACUCUUCAUCCGGUGGCACGAUCGCCCUGCCCCAGAGCGGCGCCACGGCAACGGCAACGGCCACGAGUGCUACCUCAACCCUCGCCAAACACAGUCCCGAGGCCAAGACAGGAGAGGUCUAUGUCUGAGCGGAGGAACAGGACACCUAUUCCGACCCAUCCACUGGAUUAUAGCGUUCGUCGUAGGUUUAAGCACCCCCUUCCAGAACCACUGAUACGAUAUUAUCAUCUAGGAAAGAGAUCAAAACAAGAGUAAUCCUCUCUUCGGAUUGUACAUACAUAUGCACACAUCAAUAUACAUACAUAUAUAGCCCACAGACGAUAUCGUAUCGUAAUGGAUCGUAUCGUACGGCACACGCGAGUCUUUCUCGAUAGUUGGGCGAAUAAAUUACGAAUAAAAUCUUUACCAAGAGAAUCUCCAUUAUAUUACCCGUGCAAACAUUGGACCGUGUAAAUACUUUGGAACC